UUUUAUCCUAAAUUAAUUAAAAAUGACGAAUAAACGAAAGUUUAACCCAAAGGCUACUCAGCCGCAAAAACACGCACCAGUGGAAGUUAUCGUAGAAGAUGUUACUAACCAUCCAUUGUGUCUACACGGCCCCACACUGUUGUUUUCGUCGGAGAAGGGCCGAUUUUUCGCGUGCGCCUCAUGCAGGGACAAGAAAGAGUGUACGGUUCAUAUCGAGGAAGACGAGUGGAAGAAGGAAGGCGUCCGAAAACGUAAUGAGAAAUAUUACAACUUGAUUCCUAAGAUUGAUAAAGCGGCGGCUUGGAGUAACUUGAAUGAGGUAAAAUCCCGCCAUCCUUCAGACAGAGCGUACUGCGACACAUGCAAAGAGCUGUACCUACUGUCCCAAAGCAAGAAGCACUCGAACCAUCGACUCAUCACCCCGUUGACGGAUGAACAGUUGCUGAACCCUUCGAGUUGGCUGCCGGCUCUUGAGAAUGAUACGGUGGAGGCCCAGUAUAUAUUUACGAAGAAGUCGGUCAGCUGCGUGCUGGGGAUAUUGAGGAAUAAUAAUAUCAAAAACAUCCUCUGUAUCGGCACUCCCUCUAUCCACGAGGCAGCCCAAGCCCACCCGGACUUCAACUCGCUUUUGCUCGACUACGACACUCGGCAGAGACUCUUCCACGCCCCCAACAAGUACCUCUGGUACAACAUGUUCAACAACUACCUCUUCAACGGGAAUGACGAUGAGAAAGUACUUAAGAAGUUCUUUAGGAAUUCCAAAGAUGGCGGCCUAUGCAUAGUAAUGGACCCGCCCUUCGGCGGUCGCGUCGAGCCGCUCACGCACACACUGAAAGAGCUGUCGGCCACAUACAGCGAACUGUGCGAUAAAGAGUCCACCGUGCCAGUCAUCUGGGCCUUCCCGUAUUUCUCGGAGCCCUAUAUAAGGAACAUUAUGCCGGAGAUGAAAAUGCAUGAUUUUCAGGUGGAAUACGAAAACCACAAGAAAUUCAAAAACAAAGGCAAGAAGCUCGGCUCGCCGGUCCGUUUCUUCACCAACCUGCCUCUAAACACCAUCGACAUGUCCAACGACUCCAACUACAAGCUGUGCGGCAAGUGCAAGUACUGGGUGCUGGCCAGCAACAACCAUUGCCACAAGUGCGGGGAGUGUACCAGCAAGAACGGCAUGAGAUAUAAACAUUGCCACAAAUGCCAGAGGUGUGUGAAGCCCACACACUCUCACUGCGAGACAUGCGGACGCUGCUGCCUCGAGAAACAUGUCUGCGGUCUAAUUGUGGAGUCACAGUCGUGUUACAACUGUCAAGACAAGGGUCACAAGAAAUCCGCGUGUCCUCUGCUCAAAGAGGGACCUCAAAAGAAAAAGAGGAAAAACGCUUGAAGGCAUUUCAGCAGGCAACAUUUGUAAGGCAUCAUUACU
Molecule: messenger RNA, 1417 nt
Organism: Cydia amplana
Lineage: Eukaryota; Metazoa; Arthropoda; Insecta; Lepidoptera; Tortricidae
Product: rRNA N6-adenosine-methyltransferase ZCCHC4
Exons: 7
Coding region: 23-1378 (451 amino acids)
Biological process (GO): rRNA methylation
Cellular component (GO): cytoplasm; nucleolus
Molecular function (GO): zinc ion binding; nucleic acid binding; rRNA (adenine-N6-)-methyltransferase activity
Source: RefSeq, a predicted model, not a curated record